AUGGAGUAUAUGAUCAGAUUCACACAAACUCAUGAAACUUUUCGUCUCGCGGAAAUCAAAGCCUUAGCUGUGUAUGAGGGUAUUGACCUAGAAAUAUUAUCUUAUAGUCCUAGCUCGCCAUACUGCUUUAUCAAGUUAGCCUCAGAAGAUGAGGCCAUCAGACUUGUCCGUCGAAGCAUCCUUGCUAAAUCCAUCUAUGAAGUCUGGGGCAAUGGAUCCACCUACGACGACCUGCAUGACAAUGCACGAGGCGUGUCGCAGCACCUAUGGCCUCUUUACAAAAAGUGUUCAUUCAAAUUCGUUAUUGACUCGUUUCAAGGAUCUAGAUCUACUACCGAGCAGAGGAAGCUUAUCGAAGGCUUCAAGUUCCUGGGAUUGGAAGGACCGAUUAGGAUGAAAGGUGCUGAGCAGGAGUUUUGUCUGUCAGAAGAGUGGCAGUACGAUGCUGCUGCUCUGGGCGUUCACCAGCCGCAGUCGGUACAUCUGGGCCGCUUUCUGGGUGGAAGUGAUAGGGAUGUCAUACAGAAAUAUGAUCUCAAGAAGCGAAAAUACAUUUGUACCACUUCUAUGGAUGCUGAGCUCGCUCUCAUUACAGCAAACAUGACAUUAGCUGGGCCAGGAAAGCUCUUUUACGACCCAUUCGUUGGCUCCGGCAGUUUCCCUGUCGCAUGUGCGCAUUUCGGCGCUCUUGCUUUUGGAAGCGAUAUUGAUGGACGUAGCAUCCGUGGAAAGGGCAAAACGAGUUUACAUGCAAACUUUGUGCAGUAUGGCAUUACAGAUCAAUUUGGAGAUAGCUUUGUUGCUGAUCUUACAAAUACACCAUUGAGAAUCGCUAGGAUAUUCGAUGGUAUUGUCUGUGAUCCUCCGUAUGGUGUAAGGGAAGGGUUGAAGGUUCUUGGCAGUAGGGAUCCGACGAAGGGAAAGGAAAUCGUGUAUAGAGAUGGGAAGGCUCAUCAUCUAGAGGAGAAAUAUAUUCCGCCCAAGAGACCUUACAGUUUCCUAGCCAUGCUUGACGAUAUUCUCGAAUUUGCAGCACACACGUUGGUUGAGAAUGGGCGAUUAUCUUUUUGGAUGCCAACUGCGAAUGAUGAGGACCAGGAGAUUCAGACACCGGAACACCCCUGUCUUGAGAUUACCAGUGUCUGCACCCAGGCCUUUAACAGAUGGUCGAGGAGACUUAUUACAUACCGCAGACUUCCGAAUUCAGAAGUCAAGGAAGCUCCUGUUCGUGAGGAGAGAGCCAAGGAGAAUGGUGUGAGCGCUGAUGACCUCAAUCCAUUCAGAAAAAGCUACUUUACGGGGUUUAAAGCGGCCUUCAGAGACUCGGCUUACAAGUACAUCGACAUUUGCUCCGCCAAGAAUAUUGUCACGAGCCUCGGACAGCUGUUAUUCUCCCCACACAGUUAG
Cadophora gregata is the source of this 1407-nucleotide messenger RNA. RefSeq lists its product as uncharacterized. The transcript is spliced from 5 exons. Gene Ontology annotation, biological process: methylation. Lineage: Eukaryota; Fungi; Ascomycota; Leotiomycetes; Helotiales; Ploettnerulaceae. Bases 1 to 1407 code for a protein of 468 amino acids. Gene Ontology annotation, cellular component: cytoplasm. Gene Ontology annotation, molecular function: nucleic acid binding. The record is from RefSeq and is a predicted model, not a curated record.